Molecule: messenger RNA, 1395 nt
Organism: Pyricularia pennisetigena
Lineage: Eukaryota; Fungi; Ascomycota; Sordariomycetes; Magnaporthales; Pyriculariaceae
Exons: 8
Coding region: 1-1395 (464 amino acids)
Biological process (GO): vesicle-mediated transport; small GTPase-mediated signal transduction; protein transport
Cellular component (GO): cytoplasm
Molecular function (GO): Rab GDP-dissociation inhibitor activity
Source: RefSeq, a predicted model, not a curated record
AUGGAGGAGAUUGCUAAGGAAUACGAUGUCAUUGUGCUGGGCACUGGUUUGACCGAGUGCAUUCUUUCUGGUGUGCUGAGUGUCAAGGGCAAGAAGGUCCUUCACAUUGAUCGUAAUGACCACUACGGCGGAGAGGCUGCGUCUUUGAACCUCCAAGCGCUCUUCAAGAAGUAUGGCAACUACAACAGCGGAGAGGAGCCAUGGGCCAAGUACGGCCGCAACACCGACUGGAACAUUGACCUCGUCCCCAAGUUCCUCAUGUCCUCUGGCGAGCUCACCAAUAUUCUCGUCUCCACCGAUGUUACGCGAUACCUCGAGUUCAAGCAGGUUGCAGGCAGCUUCGUGCAGCAGGGCUCUGGCCCCAAGGCCACCGUGGCCAAGGUCCCCUCAGAUGCUGCCGAGGCCCUCCGAUCACCCCUGAUGGGCAUCUUCGAGAAGCGCCGCAUGAAGAGCUUCAUUGAAUGGGUCGGCACCUUUGACCUGAAGGACCCGGCCACACACAAGGGCCUGGACAUGUCUACUUGCACCAUGAAGGACGUCUACGACAAGUUCGGCCUGGAGACUGGAACCAAGGAUUUCAUCGGCCACGCCAUGGCCCUGUACCUUUCCGACGACUAUAUCAGCAGGCCUGGUGGCGCACCCGAGGCCAUCGACCGCAUCCGCCUGUACGGAAACAGUGUGGCCCGAUACGGCAAGUCGCCAUACAUUUACCCGCUUUUCGGCCUUGGAGACCUGCCCCAGGGUUUUGCCCGUCUGUCGGCCAUCUACGGCGGCACUUACAUGCUGAACACCAACAUCGACGAGCUUCUGUACGAGGAUGGCAAGGCGGUUGGCAUCAAGGCCACCAUGACUGGUAUCGAGCCCGAGAUGAAGUUCGAGACCAGGGCAAAGAUGAUUCUUGGCGACCCGUCCUACUUCCCAGACAAGGUCAAGGUCGUCGGCCAUGUGCUUCGUGCCAUCUGCGUGCUUAAGCACCCCUUGGCCGGCACCUCUGAUGCCGACUCAUGCCAGCUGAUCAUUCCACAGUCGCAGGUCGGCCGCAAGAAUGAUAUUUACAUUGCCUGCGUGUCAUCUGCCCACAGCGUCUGCCCCAAGGGCUACUACAUUGCCAUCGUUUCAACCAUUGCCGAGACGUCGGCCAACCAUCACCUCGAGCUGCAGCCCGGUUUGGAGCGUCUUGGAAAGAUUGAGGAGCAAUUUAUGGGACCCCCUAUUCCUCUGUACGCCCCUAUCGAUGAUGGCACCAGCAACAAUAUUUUCAUUUCCAAGAGCUAUGACGCCACCAGCCACUUCGAGACAACUACCGACGACGUCAAGGACAUUUACCGCCGCGCCACGGGUGAGGAGCUUAAGGUUGAGGGACUCAGGGACCUGCAGGUUGCCGGAGACGAGUAA